Molecule: messenger RNA, 2096 nt
Organism: Haplochromis burtoni (Burton's mouthbrooder)
Lineage: Eukaryota; Metazoa; Chordata; Actinopteri; Cichliformes; Cichlidae
Product: interleukin-1 beta
Biological process (GO): positive regulation of gene expression; cytokine-mediated signaling pathway; immune response
Molecular function (GO): cytokine activity
Source: RefSeq, a predicted model, not a curated record
CUGAAGAAGGAAUUGAAUCUGCCUGCUUUGACAUGAAGAAACUGUUUGGACUCCCACCCAAGGAAUAAAACGAAGGGACUUCCUGCGUGCCAACAGUGAGAAAGCGUUGACACUGUGUGACAACUCUCAGAAAGAUCUUGUUCUGUCAGGAGAGUUACAGCUGCAGGCCAUCACUCUGCAAGGGGGAUAUUGCCACCGCAAAGUGAAUUUUAAAAUGUCCCGGUACAUCCCUUUCUCCGUCCCUCCUGGUGACUCUCCUGGUCUGAUUGUCGUCCUGUCUAUCAACAACAACCUGUACAUGUCUUGCCGCAUGGAAGAUAAUAAAGUUGUGCUGUUUCUGGAGCAAUACCAUGAUGACAUUUUAACCGACAGAGACAUGGACCGAUUUCUCUUCUACAGGAAAACCACUGGAAUUUCUCUAACCACUUUUGAGUCUGUCAAGUUCCGCGGCUGGUACAUCAGCACUUCACAACAGGAAAACCAGCCCGUUGAACUGUGUAAGGUGGAUGCUGCCAACCGCCUUACAAGCUUCAGAGUAAACUAAAAGAUGUUGUAGCACCCACGCAUCUGUAUAAUUUUUGACAUAAUCACUAGAUGAAGCAAUUUUAUAUAGUAAUGCCUGAGUCUGUAGUGGCAGUGUUCUGUACUUAUUGAAGUAGAAAAGCUUAUGACCUAGUGUAACCUAUCAAAAGCACUAUUACUUUAUAAUACAUUUACUUACAACAUACUUAAAAAUAAACAAAGAAAAAAAAUUGGAAAACACAUGCCUUCUUUGUUGGAGAAAAUUGUAACAGGAUAUUCCUUAAAACUACUGAUAUAUUUUCUUUUUUUCUAAAAAGCUAUUAUCUUUAUGUUUAAGUUUAUGCUAUUGCUGUGGCUUUUUAGCCAUUAAUGCUCUGAUUUAAGUCUUCUGCAGUUUUUUUGUACUAAGACCUUUAGAGGUUAAGCUUUUCCUUUUCUGAUAUCAGCUGGUGUUGUGGGUUAAAAAAAUACUGUUAUAUAUUUAUUUUUUGAAUUUCCUCCUUGUUAGCUUGUAUUUUGUAUUGUUUUAAAACCUCUUUUUGUGAAGAGCGUAUAUAUCUUUAAGAACUUGUAAUGUGUCUUCUCUAACCAGUGUAAGGAUUUCAGUACCAUAUUAAAACAAACAAAGAGGGUAGUUUCAACUGGUAGAUCCAAUUAUCUGAGAACAAAAAGUAAAAUUAAUUAACUGUUUGGUAAGAAAAUGGGUUGUGAGAGCCUACUUUAGAAAUCUGCAAAUAAAUAAUACCCUAAUCUGCUGUACUUCCUACCUACAGAUCUUCCUACAAAUCUUGGGAUAUAAUUUGGGAAAUUACUCUUCAUCAGCAAUCCAUUCACUUGAGCAUUGUUGUAAAAGCCGCAUUGUGAACUUACAAUGCGGCUUUUACAACAAUGCCGCAUUGUGAACUUACAGCUAUGACAUUUUCAUGUCAUAGCUGUUGUAAGCUUUAGGACCAAGUGAUAACUGCUACAUCUGAUUACCUGUGAAUUACAUAUACAUUCAUUUCUUGGAGAAAUGUUGUUUUUGCAUUUAUUCAGGAUUUAUUCAAGACACAUGCCUACAGGAGCCUUUUCUUCAGUACUAUGUAAAUCUCAAGUGAAGGAAAGAAAAGCAUUGUAUAUGAUUGACAGGGUAUUUUUUUUUUUAAAUUAGGUUUUGUGAAAUUAUAUAUACUGAUUAUGAUUUAUCUGUAUUUUGUUGCACUAUAUCUUACAUUUGGUGUCUAAAAUCUUGUAACUGCAUGUAACUGCAUUCUCAUAAUUUCUCAAAUAAAGAAUGCUAAUUUUGCAUAUUUAAAAUUUAACUUGAUCACCUUUGGUAAUCUUAAAUUUAUUGCACUUGAUCUGUUAAAAACAUUUAGUAUGAUUGUUAAUCGGUCCUGAUAUUUAUGAAAUUUAUAUUUGUGUAAUUGAUUGACUGAUGAAAAUGUCUUGAGACGACGCGGAGACUCUAGCAACAUUUUAAUGUAAUGAUAAACAUCCUUAUUAAGUGACCAACGCAUUUCGGCUAACUGCCUUCAUCAGAGUCAUUGUAAAAUGUGAAACAGUUUGUGUUCAAAUAAAAGACAGGAAACAGA